AAAGAAGAGAAUUCCUGACUUAGCCUCGGGUUCCACCUCUUUUUCACCAUGAAUCCCCUGACGAAGGUGAAGUUGAUCAACGAAUUGAAUGAAAGAGAAGCGGAUCUCGGCGUAAAGGAAACGGUGUCUUGGCAUUCCGAGUACAAGGAUAGCGCCUGGAUAUUCAUUGGAGGGUUUCCCUAUGAGCUGACAGAAGGUGACAUCAUCUGUGUCUUCUCUCAGUAUGGAGAGAUAGCCAACAUCAACCUAGUGCGUGACAAGAAGACUGGUAAAUCCAAGGGUUUCUGUUUCAUCUGCUAUGAAGACCAGAGAAGCACUAUUCUGGCUGUGGACAACUUCAACGGGAUUAAGAUUAAAGGCCGGACCAUUCGUGUGGAUCACGUGAAAGACUACCGCCCCCCCAAAGACUCCGAGGACAUUGAUGAUAUCACUAAACAGCUGAGGGAAGAAGGCUGUGCCCCCAAGUUGCCUGGUCCCUCGUCUGAGUCGGAGGAAGAGGAACAGUAUGUGGUCCCUGUGAAGAAGUCAAAAAAAGAUAAGAAAGAGAAGAAGAAGAAGAAGAAGAAGAAAGAGAAGAAGGAAAAGAAAGAAAAGGAAAGGGAGGGGGCGAGGCGGUCUGAGCAGUCCUCCUCAUCACCGCUUCCUCCUGUCCGAGUCAAGCAGGAAAAAGAGGACACCAGCUAUGAAAAAUACAGCCACAGGAGGGCACCAGAGGAUGACAGAGUGGCAGUUGCUGAGCAACGCAACCCCCGCUCAGAGAGGCGGGAAGAUGACAGGGGGUCUCAUGGUCGCCAUGGAGACCAACGGAAUGGGGAGGGCAAGAGAGCUGUCAGGGAGGAGAGAGGGAGCACAGAGCAGAGGGACAGACGCACUGACAGAGAGAGAGACACAGGCAGGGAGACGAAUGGUGACAGAGGCAAGGAAAGAGAGAGGGAGAGGCCAAGAGAGAAGGGGAGAGAGUGGGAACCUGACAGAGAAAACGACAGGGUGAGAGAGAGGGAGAGAGACAUUCGCAGGGAGAAGAGCAGAGAGAGGGAUGGAGAUAGGAGUAAAGACCGUGAACGUGAGAGAGCGAGAGACGGCGAUAGAAGAAGAGAAAGAGAGACAGACAGAGUGAGGGAGAGAGAAUGGGAGAGCGAUAGAAGAAGGAACAGUAAGAGGGAGGGAGAGAGAGCGAGGGAAAGCAACAGACAGAGAGACAGAUAAAGGUGAAAAAAAGGCAGGAAACAUGGAGGCAGCAGUCAGGUGAGAGCUUGCAGGAAAUACCAAGAGCAGUGUUUACUAUAACUGUCACCCAUUUGCAGAAAGCCAGCUGAUAGUUCACUCAUCUCCCAAGCUGUGCAGAGGUGUUUACUUUCACAACUGCUCAUAGUUCUUGCAAGAUUGGGUGUUAAAAGAAUCUUAGAAUUACUCCUGGCCAGUUUUGACAGAGACCUUUUCCAUGGUCCUCAACCUGUUUGUCCACAGCAAGAUGGAAGGAUGAGUUCUUGGCGACAUAGCAGUGAAUGACUGUGGUUUGGCCAGAGAACAACAAUAGCAGUCAUCACAUUUUAUGUUUUUGGUCGUCCCCUGCCUUCAGUCGUCAGUAAUUGGUUCUGUCGUCAUCAUUAUCAUCAUGGAUGCGGUUUGAUAAGAUGUCUUUGGAGCUCAGCAUCAACACUUAUGGUUAUUGCUUCCCUUUCAACUGGGUACCUGGACCCUAACCCUAAGCUUUGGAUGAAAAGCGCUCUGAAUGAAGUCCCAACCAAAUGCUGUUUUCAGGGAGAGAAUUUUAAGUGAUUUUAUUUAUUUAUUAUUGGGUUUUUUUUAGGAGUUUCUAUUUUGGGGCAUGCAGCUCUCAUUUGUAUAAUGAUUAAUAAUUUUAACCUAACCCAGAGAUAUUCCUUUGGCAUGUUACUCUUAUUUUAAGGUCUGAUGCGGACAUCAACUGAUGGUUAUUAACUUCACUGCAGCGAUAGAGCUGAAAGUUGUUUUUUUUUUUCUCUCUCUCUCUUGAUUACGGGAACAAUGGGGAUGGUUUAUCCCAGCAUAUGUGAACUAACUGGAAAGGUCAGCCCCCCCCCAAAAAAUAUCUCUGAUUACAAUGUGUGCAGGGCGAAGGUCUGUUGAAUGCAGUUGUAGAAGUGAAGCAAAGGUUGUGUACAAAUCUUACACAAGAAUGUAAAUUGAAAAGGACAUUGAUUUCACAACAAAAUGCAACAUAAU
Lampris incognitus (smalleye Pacific opah) is the source of this 2205-nucleotide messenger RNA. RefSeq names its product RNA binding motif protein X-linked 2 (gene rbmx2). Lineage: Eukaryota; Metazoa; Chordata; Actinopteri; Lampriformes; Lampridae. The transcript has 6 exons. Gene Ontology annotation, biological process: mRNA splicing, via spliceosome. Gene Ontology annotation, cellular component: precatalytic spliceosome; catalytic step 2 spliceosome; U2 snRNP. The coding region runs from base 49 to 1206 and encodes 385 amino acids. The record is from RefSeq and is a predicted model, not a curated record. Gene Ontology annotation, molecular function: RNA binding.